CGAGGAUAACCUGUAGGUUGAAGUGAUCGUUCCGAGGCCUGUUUGUGUCUCCCUGAUCCCUAACCGGUUCCAGGCUUAAUCAAGAGCUGUCUCGCCCUCAACGCAUCCUUCUUGAUCGAAUCCUCCAUUUUUAUCCCUCGUUUUGUGUUUUGCACUCUUCAAUUGCCACGACAUUCAGACCCGCCAUACACUGAUCGCCAAUCACCGCGUUACCACACCAAACGCUCAUCUAAGACGACUAUUAGACGUCAAGGUAAGCUUGGCACUGCCCCUCCAUCGCCGUUCCCCUUCUUCUGCUGCGUCAUGCAACCCGGCUCAGGAACCGGGGAUAUCUGGAACUUCGCGACCUUGCUAUCGCGGCUUGGGCUGCGGUUUGUAACGAUCAGAAUCUCUGGCCCGAUAAAAGCCGCGACGAGUGGGUGGACAUAGCCUGAGUGCCUUGCUGGGCUGCCAAUCGCUUAUCGUCGAUCUGGUGGUGGUCUUUGUUUUGUUAUCGGCUGGGGCCUGAAACGGUUGGGUCGAGACCACGUCAACCGCACACGAAGGGCCUUAUCUUGCUUGCAUCGUGGGCCCUUCGCGAUCUUGUUUUCUUCACCGACUUUAUUGCCGUGCAGCGUUAACCCGGAUGGAGAGAUCUAGACGUUCCGAGCCUAGCGUUCGCACAUAUCUGGAGCUCUUGCUGUCAACCAACCGCGAGAGAUAGCAAUUGCACAUGAGCCCUAAUUAUCUACUACUACUACUACCUUAUACCCUGGGUAACACAACGUUGGCCGACCUCUCGAUUCCUUUCCACCAUGUCCGCUGCAACAGCCAACACCCCACCCAUACCUCCGAGACCUUCGAGGAGCCCGGAGAAGGGGCCGACUCCAACGAUUCCCCCGCGGCCGGCAACCCGGCGCUUUCAGCGCUCUACCAGCCCUAAUCCCGACCGUUUCGCCCCGUCGCCCCUGAACGAGCCCUCUUUUCUUGCGUCCCCCAAGACGUCUCAGGUUGGAACCUACAAUGGCCAUGAAUCCGAUCCAGUCCACCAUCGGUCUACAUCGGUCGAGCUGCCCUCGCUCGGCGAGGAAGGCCAGGAAUAUGCCGCCCUGGCUGAGGAGAUAAACUCGUCCAAGGAGGGCAGCACUAGUCCCGAGCAUACCCGGACCGUGGCCGAGGAUCUCAAACUCCACGCCCCGAAGCCGUCUCUGCCCGCGUCUAGCGCGAAACAGCGCGUCAUGACCGUCACCCGGACCGACAGCGAGCGCGCCGCCGCGUUCGGCAUCGGACGGGCGAGUAGCGCCGAGGACUCCAUCCCGGGCGUGCCGUCGAACCGUAGCCUCAAGAAGAAAGCUAGCACCGCCAGCCAGCUGUCCGGCACCGAUAGGGAAUUCGACGAGGAACAUGGUAUUCCCGCGAUUGGCCUGCAGGUGCCCAUGUACAAGAACGCCGGCGAUGUCCAGGCUCCGUCCCCCGCGCCCUCCGCCGAAGGCGCCAAGGGCGGGAAUCACACGCGCAGGACGUCCGCGCACGGAAACCUGCCCCCGGGCAGCUACGGGUUGCAUGGCCACGGCGUCGUUCCCCAGGAUAAACUGGAGAAGGCGUACUACGAGAAGCACCCAGAUCUGCUCAAGAAGGAGCAUCUGCCGCAUCACUACGAUCGCCCCAAUGACUUUUCGAUGAGUCGAGAGGACCUCAACAAGAUCGUCAGAGAGACCGCCAGCCGCGGUUCAGGUCUCGGCGUCAAGGACUAUGCCGGUACCCCCAGCGACCAGGUCGGUUGGCAGGCUCUCGAGGAGUCGGCGUCGAGGAUCGCAUCUCCCGAGCCCAAGCGAGCGUCUAUCCACGUCGACGAGCCCAACUGUCGGCGCUCCGUCAUGUUCAGCGACACCGAGUCGAACGUUGACGAGGUGGAGCGUCCAUACGCUACUCCGAUUCUGGCCGACGACGAGGUCGCCAAGGACCCGUCAUCACUUUCCCAGCAGCCUGCGGUCGAGCCUCACACUUCGGAAUCCGAAGGGCCUUCGAGCCGCCCGACGAGCCGGCCCGCCAGCCUGCAUAAGGAGACCUCGUACGAGUUGCGCUCUACGCCCCUAGAAGACGUGGAGGAAUACGAGCCGCUCUUCAAGGAUGACGAGAAGGAGGAGGCGGAGAAGCCCGCCACGGAGGAACAGCCCAAGAAUACUCACAACCACCCCCACCGCUUUCCCAGCGCCGACAUCUGGGAAGAUGCGCCGAGCAGCACGUUGUACACGGCGGAGGUUUCCACUCCUGAGCUUUUCGAUGAGCAAGAAGAGCCCUCGCGGGCAGCCGUCCCGCCCCCUAGAGAGGGCGAAACGCCGGUACAAGCCUUUGCCCGCUAUCAGGAAGAACUCGCCGAGAAGGAAGCUCAUGGAGAGCGUGCCGCGCACAAGCCCUCAUGGGUGGAGCACCAGAAGCAGCACCUCGUCGCCGAGACGUCGGCUGCCCGCCCGGCCAUGCAGCACCGGUUUCCAAGCCGUGAUGUCUGGGAGGACGUGCCCGAAAGCCUGCAGCUCGAGACCACGGUCUCUACGGCACAGCAGGACGAUGCCCCACCAUCGCCCUCCCCUGUCGAAGCCCCGAAGCCCGAGGUGCUCGAGCGGGCCCCGGCCAAGCCCAAGUCUCCGGAGGCGCCUUCGCCCGCCGAGAAGCCUCCCAUACCCAAUCGCCCCAAGCCGAGGCAGCCGUCAACUGAUGACAAGCCCGCCGUGCCGUCGCGGCCCAAGCCUCAGAUCCCCGCCCGGCCCGUCAAAGCCGGCCCCCCAUCGGGCGGUCUCGAACCGGCCGAGGCCGCCACCCCACCCCGCCAGAAACCUGCCGUGCCCGCCCGCCCGAUGGGCUCCAAGAUUGCUGCCCUGCAGGCCGGCUUCAUGAACGACCUCAACAGGCGUCUGCAGCUGGGUCCACAGGCGCCACCUUCCAAGAAGGAAGAACCUGCUGGCUCUGGGGCGGCCAAGGAGGACGGCCAGGCCGAGGCGAAGGAGAGGGCGCCGCUUAGCGAUGCGCGCAAGGGCCGGGCUAGGGGCCCUCAGAGGAGGGCUCCCGCUGCUGCUGCUGCUGCCAAGGCGGCGGCUACUGCUUCCCCCGAGGCGAAGCCGGCUGCAACGUUCACUUUCGUGUCGGCGACCACUUUCUUCGAAAUUGAUCCCGACGAGGGUGUGCUAAAUACUGGGGGGGCGGCCAAGGAAGAGGUGUCGGAGCCGGAGGCUAAGCCGACAGCGGAGACUGACGCUGGCAAAGUGAAGGCUGAGGAGCCGCGAGCUGAGCAGAAGCCCGGGGAGGUCGAGGCAGAGACUGCGUCCGGCACCUCCCCGCCCGCCGAGGAGGGAGAAGCCAAGGCACAAGAUAUUGUCGAGGCCGAGGUUGAACCCAGAAAGGCACCCGCUCCUCAGGAGGAGCGGGAACCCGAAGAGGCCAAGCCUGAGCCCGAACCCAAUACCAAGACCGAGACAGAGGCCCAGGAAACCAAGUCCCUUGCCAGCAACUUGGCCGGCGAAACGCUGAUCAAGGAAGAGGUCAAGAAGAACGAGGAACACGGGGAUGUGGAGGCAGCGAAGGCUGUUGAGAUCUAAGGACCGCUAAACUCCGAGUUGUCAUGCUUGGAUAGCAGGACAAGAGUGCUGAUGCGCUGAGCUUGGGGUUGUUCUUUGCCUCCCUCUUUUUGCUCGCUCUCCGUUAUUGAUGUUUUAUUUUUCUUGUUUCCCCUUCUUUCCGAAAGUAAACAUAAAAAAAAAAUAACCCUUGUUAAUGACGCUGUCGCUAUUGUUGUUAUCAACUUUUGAGAAUAGACAUGCCUAUAGUCUCGUGUUACUCUGCAAAGAGAGCAGAUUUGGGUUUGAAUUGCCCCUCUGAACU
Thermothelomyces thermophilus ATCC 42464 is the source of this 3855-nucleotide messenger RNA. RefSeq lists its product as uncharacterized. The coding region runs from base 795 to 3572 and encodes 925 amino acids. The record is from RefSeq and is a predicted model, not a curated record. The transcript has 2 exons. Lineage: Eukaryota; Fungi; Ascomycota; Sordariomycetes; Sordariales; Chaetomiaceae.